UUUCCGUAACUUUCUGGCAAUCACUCACUGUUAGCACCUUUAUGCGAAGUUACAACGUGAUACAAGGAUUUCUUGCCUAUUUAGCACGAUUUACGCCUUAAUUUUGACUAUGAGAACUUAUAUUCGGAAAACUAAUCGUGGGGAAGAUGCAGACCUCAUCAAACGGGCUGUUUACAUUGUAUUGACUGAACAAAGGAGUGUGCGUGAUGUUGCAGCUGAUCUUGGUGUUUCUAAAUCCACCUUAGCCAGACAUGUAAAAAAAUUAAAAUCUGAUAAGCAAAUGGACAGAAUUGAAGAUGUCUCUGCCGUGGUUGAAAAGCAUCAUGUUGGUUACACAAAGAUGCGUCAAGUAUUCACUGACCAGCAAGAAAGGGAGCUGGUCAGCUACAUUAAGCGUGCUGCAUCUGUAUUCUUUGGUUUGACACCUCAUGAAAUUAGGAAGUUGGCAUAUGAAUGCACUAUUACAUACAACAUUACAAGGCCUAGUUCAUGGAUUGAAAGGGAAAAGGCUGGGAAAGAUUGGUUCACUGGAUUUAUGAAGAGGAAUGAAGACAUAAGUAUUCGGCAGCCGGAAGCAACCAGUCUUGGAAGGGCAAUCGCAUUCAACCGGCAUAAUGUCACAAUGUUUUUUGACAAGUUGUCAAGUGUGCUUGAUAGAUACAAGUUUGCGGCAGUUGACAUAUGGAACUUAGAUGAAACUGCAGUGACAACUGUGCAAAAGCCUAGCAAGAUAGUGGCAAAGAAAGGUGAGCGCCAAGUUGGAGCUAUCACAACGGCAGAAAGAGGAACACUGGUAACUUUAUGCGAAGCAGUCAAUGCGAUUGGAAAUGCCAUCCCACCGCAAUUUGUAUUUCCUCGCGUACACUUCAAGGAUCAUUUCAUUCGAGAUGGACCACCGGGUUGUAUUGGUACUGCCAACCGAUCAGGUUGGAUGACGGAAGUUGAUUUCCUGGUGUUCAUGAAUCAUUUUAUAAAGCAUGUCCGUCCAUCAAAGACGCAUCCAGUUCUACUUCUGCUGGAUAACCAUGCUUCGCAUGUCGCUGUUAGUGUAAUAAACCUAGCCAAAGAAAAUGGCAUAAUCAUGCUAUCUUUCACCCCACACACAUCGCACAAACUCCAACCAUUAGACCGGGGUGUGUAUGGACCAUUUAAGACGCAUUUACACAGCACACAAGAUGCAUGGUGCAAGAACCAUCCUGGGCAGGCUAUGACGAUUUAUGACUUGCCAGGAAUGGUAGCUAAAGCUUUACCAAAGGCAAAUGCUGUGGACAACAUAGUCAGCGGAUUCAAAGUAUCGGGUAUUUGUCCUUUCGACAGGAAUAUUUUCAAGGACCAUGAGUUUGCUCCUUCUGAGACGACCGAUCGUGCCAACCCAAAUGAAACACAUGUCGAUCAAGUAGCAGCUCCCGCUAAUCAAGUUGAGGCACCAGUCGCUCCCGCUAAUCAACUUCAGGCACCAGUCGCAUCCGCUAGUUAG
This is a messenger RNA of Anneissia japonica, 1477 nucleotides long. RefSeq lists its product as uncharacterized. Bases 110 to 1477 code for a protein of 455 amino acids. Lineage: Eukaryota; Metazoa; Echinodermata; Crinoidea; Comatulida; Comatulidae. The record is from RefSeq and is a predicted model, not a curated record. The transcript is spliced from 3 exons. Gene Ontology annotation, cellular component: nucleus. Gene Ontology annotation, molecular function: DNA binding.